Messenger RNA from Polypterus senegalus (gray bichir), 471 nucleotides. RefSeq names its product histone H2B 5-like. Gene Ontology annotation, cellular component: nucleosome. Bases 53 to 430 code for a protein of 125 amino acids. Gene Ontology annotation, molecular function: DNA binding; protein heterodimerization activity; structural constituent of chromatin. NCBI's taxonomy places the organism in Eukaryota, Metazoa, Chordata, Cladistia, Polypteriformes, Polypteridae. The record is from RefSeq and is a predicted model, not a curated record. The transcript has a single exon.
AGAAACCCGAGGAGUUGCGUCACUCAACUUCUCAUCUGUAUUGUGAGUAACAAUGCCUGAGCCGAAAGCAGCCCCUGCCCCGAAGAAGGGCUCAAAGAAAGCUGUUUCUAAGAGUCAAGCGAAGGGUGGGAAGAAACGUAGAAAGUCCAGGAAAGAAAGCUAUUCUAUCUACGUCUACAAGGUGCUGAAGCAAGUUCAUCCCGACACUGGUAUUUCAUCUAAGGCGAUGGGAAUUAUGAAUUCAUUUGUGAAUGAUAUCUUUGAACGUAUCGCCGGUGAGGCCUCUCGCCUAGCGCACUACAACAAGCGCUCAACCAUUUCUUCCCGGGAGAUCCAGACUGCUGUGAGACUUCUUCUACCUGGAGAACUUGCUAAACAUGCUGUGUCUGAGGGCACCAAAGCAGUUACCAAGUAUACCAGUUCGAAGUAAGCAACAUCUGUUCGAAACCAACGGCUCUUUUCAGGGCCACC